CCAACUCUCAAGAAUCGAUAUAAAUCUCCCCUCCGCUCCCUCUUUCACAAAGUCCUCCCACCGGCUCACCCUCGAACCUCAUCCCUCCACAGAAUAAGGACUCUCGAGUACACCCCCAUCGCACUCAAUAUGCGUCUCCUCUCAACCCCAACCUCCCUCCUCACCCUCACCCUCACCCCCCUCGUCACAGCCUUCACAAACCCCAUCCGCCGCCCCGGAGGCUCCGACCCCUCCCUAACCUACUCGGGCGACGGCUACUACUACCUCCUCUCAACAACCUGGUCCACCGUCGAAAUCGCCCGCUCCACCACAAUCGAAGGCCUCAAGACCGCCACCAAGAAGGUCGUCUACUCCUCCGCCGACGCCUCGCGAUGCUGCAACGUCUGGGCGCCCGAGGUCCACUGGCUGGGGAACCGGUGGUACAUCUACUUCACGACGGGCGGGAGCGCGAAUUUGGAUAAUCAGAGGAUGCAUGUUUUGAGGGGCGGCACAACCCCCUGGGACGCCUACACCUACGUAGGCCGCAUCGGCCCAGACGAAUGGGCCAUCAACGCCUCCGUCCUCCGCACCCUCUCCCAAGGCGAAUACCUCACCUUCUCCUGCUUCCACGGCGCAACCUAUCAAUCCAUCUGCAUCCAAAAGCUCAACACGGACUACGUCUCCACCUCGGGCUCCGUCUCCCUCAUCUCCCAGCCCAUACAGUCCUGGGAACGCGUCUCCCACCCCGUCAACGAAGGGCCUGCAGCGCUCUAUUUCGGGGGCAAGACGUACAUCGCCUACUCUGCUUCGUACUGCUGGUCCGCGUCCUACUGUCUGGGUCUGUUGACGUGGGACGGCAGCAAGGUGCCGACGGAUCCUGCGGCGUGGACUAAGGGCAAUGGAUGUGUGUUGAGUAGUGGGAAUGGACAUUAUGGGACGGGGCAUAAUAGUUUCUUUGCGAGUCCGAAGGAGGAUCAGAUGUGGAUUGCGUAUCAUGCUACUGCGAAUAGUGCGGGCGCGUGUGAUGAUAGUCGGUAUACCAUGGUGCAGAUGCUCGGGACGCAUAGUAAUGGGGCGCCUAACUUUGGGACGCCUGUUGCUUUUAGUUAUGCGUAUGGCGAGCCGUCGAAAUAAGUAUGGGAUGGGGGUGCCGUGAGAUAGUGGACGAAGUUGGGAGGAGGAGGUUGACGACUUUCAUGCUGUGGAUAAAGAUACGAUGGGAUGAGAUGGCGCUGCAAACGGAUGAAUGAAGGGGACUUGAAGUCUAGUGCUCGAUUCUUGUAUAUACUUUAUGAGUGAAAUUGGAUGUAUAUAACAGUCGCAUUCGUCUGAAA
Molecule: messenger RNA, 1313 nt
Organism: Colletotrichum phormii
Lineage: Eukaryota; Fungi; Ascomycota; Sordariomycetes; Glomerellales; Glomerellaceae
Product: family 43 glycosyl hydrolase
Exons: 2
Coding region: 130-1113 (327 amino acids)
Biological process (GO): carbohydrate metabolic process
Molecular function (GO): hydrolase activity, hydrolyzing O-glycosyl compounds
Source: RefSeq, a predicted model, not a curated record